Molecule: messenger RNA, 6937 nt
Organism: Dufourea novaeangliae
Lineage: Eukaryota; Metazoa; Arthropoda; Insecta; Hymenoptera; Halictidae
Gene: cher
Product: filamin-A-like
Exons: 24
Coding region: 145-6831 (2228 amino acids)
Biological process (GO): actin cytoskeleton organization
Molecular function (GO): actin filament binding
Source: RefSeq, a predicted model, not a curated record
AUGUAAUUGUUAAUUGUUGUAUCAGAGUACAUCAUUAGUGUGAAAGUGUGUUCGACUUUUCCAACACACGGAAGGGAAUUCGUGCUGUGAAUACACGUAUUUUACGGAAAGUUUUACGUCGACCUGAGUGAGGCGGCCGAUAAAAUGUGCGAGAACGAUAAGUCAGUUGAGUGCGAGAACGCUGAGGAAGAGGACGCAGAGAUGUGGGACCAAGAUUUACUUGAGGAUGCACCGUGGAAAUUAAUCCAACGAAAUACAUUUACACGAUGGGCGAACGAACGACUUAAAGUUAUAAACAGACGCAUUGAUGAUUUAGAAUGCGAUUUGUCGGAUGGCCUUAUAUUGAUACAUUUAAUCGAAGUGCUGGUGCAGAAGAAACUUCCAAGACAUAAUCAGAAACCCACCUUCAGGUCACAGAAGCUUGAAAAUGUGUCAGUUGCUUUAAAAUUUUUAGAAGAUCAAGGAAUACGGAUUGUCAAUAUCGAUAAAACGCACACCACUGAUUGUGAGUGUAAGCUUAUUCUUGGAUUAUUAUGGACACUAAUCUUGCAUUAUUCCAUUUCGCUACCUAUGCUGGAUGAAGAGGAGUCCGACAAGCCUGUGGCACCAAAUACAAGAUUAUUGCGUUGGAUCCAGUCCAGAAUUCCAGAUUUACCAAUUAAUAAUUUCACAUCUAAUUGGAAGGAUGGGCGAACUAUUGGCGCACUUGUAGAUGCUGUUGCACCUGGGCUUUGCCCAGAGUGGAAAGACUGGAAACCCGAUAAUGCCUUAUCAAAUACUUCUGUUGCAAUGGACUUAGCUGAUAAUUGGCUAAACAUACCACAGCUUAUUAAACCUGAAGAAAUGAUCAGCCCAAAUAUAGACGAAUUAUCUAUGAUGACUUAUUUAUCUCAAUACCCACAUGCAACAUUGAAAGAGGGAGCCCCACUGAAGCAGCGAACGACCCCAGGAAGAAUACAAGUUUAUGGGCCCGGUAUUGAGCCAACAGGUCCAGUAAUUGAUACACGUACCAAUUUUACCGUAGAAACACUUUCACCGGGUAAAGUUGAUGUUGUGAUAGAAGAUCCAAAAGAAAACAAAAUACCGGUUGAUGUUAUGUUUGAUAAAGAUGGAAAAUUCAAGUAUUCUGUUUCUUAUAUUCCAAAAUCCCAUGGACCACAUAAAAUAAGGGUAUUUGUCGAUGGAAGAGAGUGUUCAACCAGUCCUUACGUAGUAAAUGUUGGAGUACAAUCCAGUGAUCAUACAGAAAUUACAGCAAGUGGGCCUGGGUUACUACCAGAUGGUACCAUAGUUAACAAAUCAACAUUCUUUGAAAUAUACACAAAAAAUGCUGGUAAUAGCGCUCCACAAGUUAUAAUAAAAGACCCCCAGGGAUCACUGACAAACGUACCUGCAAAAUUAUUUCGAUCCUCGUCGGAUGUAUGGAGGUGCGAAUACACUCCCUCAUUACCUGGCUUACAUUCGAUAAAUGUAGCUUUCGCCGGGAAACCUAUACCUGGAAGUCCUUACUCUGUUAAUGUAUCUCCAGUGACAGACAGUAAAAAAAAGUGCAAAGCAUACGGACGAGGAAUUUUACCAAAUGGUGUACGCGUUCGUGACAACGCGGAAUUCACUGUUAUUACGAAGGGCGUAGGUGACGAAGUACCAGGAGUUAACGUUAUUGCUCCUGGUGGUGUUAACUGCCCUAUACAUAUUACUAAGAUUGAUCCAACAACGUAUAAAUGUAAUUAUACGCCGACUAAAGAGGGACGACACGUGGUAACGGUAACUUAUGGUGGAAGAGACAUUUCUAAGGCACCAUUCGAAGUCAAUGUCGGACCGUAUAAAGAGUCAGCUAUCAAAGCCUUUGGGCCUGGCCUUCACGGCGGAGUAGUUGAUUACCCAGCCAAAUUCACCGUAAACACAAAUGGUGAAACUGGUGGCCUUGGAUUUUCGAUCGAGGGCCCAUCGAAAGCAAAAAUUAUGUGUUAUGAUCAUGGGGACGGAACGGCAGACGUAUCUUAUUUACCAACUGCUCCAGGACAGUAUGCGAUUCACAUACUAUGUGAAAACGAAGAUAUUCCGAAUUCACCAUACGUUGCGAAUAUUUUGCCAAAAUCUAAUUUCGAUCCCGAUAAGGUGAAAGUAUACGGUCCGGGAGUUCAAGCAGAAUCCGUUCCUAAUGACAAACCAACAAAUUUUACAGUAGACGUAAAGCAAGCUGGUCAAGCGAAUUUAGAAGUCAUUGUGCAAGAUGUGUGUGGGAAAGACGUUCCUGUUCGAGUAGAAGAUAAUCAUGAUGGAAAAUUAAAAUGCCAUUAUACUCCAACAUCUGGAACACAACAUAUUAUUAUGGUAAAUUACGGUGGCGUAGCCAUGAAGGAUUCGCCGUUUAGGAUGAAAGUAGAUACACCAUUGAAUCCUGCUUUAGUAUCAGCUUAUGGGCCUGGUCUUGAGAAAGGAAUAAAGUCUAAUACUCUGGUGGAUUUUGAUAUUGACUGUCGCAGAGCUGGCCCAGGCGACCUUAAUGUCAGCAUUGUAAAUUCUGAAGAAGAAGAUAUAUUAUUUUCCUUGAAGAAGAAAGACGAUGGUACAUACACAGUUCAUUAUUUAGCACCACAGCCAGGGAAUUACUUUAUAAACUUGAAGUAUGGAGGUCUAAAUGUACCCUACUGCCCUAUAAAAGUCAACGUUCAACCGCAUGUAGAUGUUUCGAAGAUUAAAGUCGACGGCCUCGCUCGAAGAACUUACGUGAAUCAGCCUGCAGAAUUCAGAAUAGACACUCGGGCGAUGCCAAAAUCUGAAAAUGACUCUAAAAAGGUUUCCUAUAUUAUAAAAUAUCCCAGUGGUGGUGAAACUCAAAGCGUCGUUACUCUUCAAGAAGAUGGAACCUAUUACGUUUGUUAUGUACCAUUUGAGGAAGGAUGCCAUACCAUAGACAUACUCUACGACAAUAUUCCUGUUCCUGGUUCACCAUUCUCAGUUAAUGUUGAACGUAUGAGCGAACCCAGAAAUUGUAAAGCCUACGGACCAGGGUUACAAGAAGGAAUAGUAAACAAAUCCAACACUUUUACUGUAGAAACUAAAGAUGCCGGUAACGGUGGUUUGGCUUUAUCUAUGGAAGGGACCGGCGAAGUAAAGAUGACUUGCAAAGACAAUUACGAUGGCUCGUGCAGCGUUGAAUACAUUCCGACCGAGUCAGGAGAUUAUGAAUGUUCUAUAAAAUUUGCAGAACAACACAUCCCUGGGUCUCCUUUCCAAAUCCUAGUUGUGGAUGAAAUAGAAGCUAAUAAUGUUACUGUCUACGGAACAGGAUUGGAAUCUGUACGAGAAAAUGUGCUAGCAAAAUUUAUGGUCGACACUUCAAAAUGCAGUCCAGCCCAAUUAGAUAUUACAUUAAAGUCUGAUAAAGGACAAGUUCAGACACCGCUAAUUAAAGAUCGCGGAGAUGGUCUAUAUGAAGUUGCUUAUCACCCUACACCUAUUGGAAGUAACCUACAAGUUGGAGUGACUUAUGACGGGAAAAAUAUACCAGGAAGUCCUUUCAAGCCAAAGGUACUACCCACCGUGGAACCAAAUAAAGUUGUUUUAUCUGGACCAGGAGUGGCGGCCGCUUGCACAGCAUCAUUUCCAGUUGACUUCGUGGUGGAUACUUCUAAAGCUGGUUAUGGUAACCUCGAAGUUCAAGUUCUGGGUCCAGACCAAGUACCUCGAAAAGUAGAAAUUCAAGAUCUUGAAGAUGGGAAGUACAAAGUCAGAUAUUUACCCGAUGAUUGUGGCCGUUAUCAAAUAAAAGUACGAUACGGAGGGGUGGAGCUGCCAAGCUGUCCCAUAUUGGUACAGAGUAUAUCAACAGGAAAAGCUGACGAAUGUAAAAUAAAAAAGGGCAUACAACGCACAUUAACACAGGGUGAAGAACAAUGUAUUACAAUCGAUACUAUGAACGCGGGUCACGGUGCUGUAACCUGCCGAAUUAAGUCCACUUCUGGAAGUGAAAUUGUAGAUAUCGAUAUCGAGGAUAAUGGAGACGGGACUGUUAGCAUUUACUACACUGUUGCGGAUGCUGGCGACUACACGCUUAGCAUUAAAUUCGGCGGUCAACCGGUACCAGGUGGAUUUUACACGUUUACAGCCUCCGAGGAGUAUCGAGAGCAUAGCACAGAUAAAACGCAAAGAACGAAAAGGUCCCGUGAAAAGCAGGAGCAGCGUGUGAUUGAACAACAGAGUGCAAAUAUAUCAGAGACUUCAACUAAUACAACAAAGCAGAAGUUCAACGAAAUUUGUCUGAAUAAAAUCCGACUACUGUCAUCAGCUGGUACCGUAACAGCCGAAGUAAAAAUGCCGAGCGGGAACAUGGAUAAGCCAAUAAUCGAAGAUAAUCACGAUGGAACGGUUUCUAUUAGAUAUGACCCAAAAGAGGAAGGACAGCACGAAGUCAUUGUAAAAUUUAAUGGCGUUCAUGUUCAAGGUUCACCGUUUAAAUUCCAUGUGGAUUCUAUUGGAAGUGGUUACGUGACGGCUUACGGACCAGGGUUAGUGUACGGCGUGUGCGGUGAACCUGGAAAUUUUGUGAUUUCGACGAAAGGUGCUGGAGCAGGUGGCCUUUCAUUGGCUGUUGAAGGGCCAAGUAAAACAGAAAUAUCUUGCCAUGACAAUAAGGAUGGGACAGUUUCUGUAUCAUAUCUUCCGACCGCCCCGGGAGAAUACAAAAUAAGUGUGAAAUUCGGAGAUAAAGACAUAAAGGGAAGCCCAUAUGUUGCAAAGAUCACGGGCGAGGGACGCAAACGGAAUCAAAUCUCUGUCGGUGCAUCCAGUGAGGUUCAGUUACCUGGAAAAGUUACGGAUUCCGAUAUAAAAUCGUUGAAUGCGUCUAUCACAGCGCCGAGUGGUCUGGAAGAGCCUUGCUUCUUGAAAAUGUCCCCCAACGGUAACAUGUGCGUUUCUUUCACACCCCGUGAAUCCGGUGAGCACACGGUCGCCGUUAAAAAGAUGGGGAACCAUAUACCGAAUUCGCCGUUUAAAAUAAACGUAUCGGAUCGGGAAGUUGGUGAUGCGAAGAAGGUGAAAGUAUCCGGCCAGGGAUUGAAAGAAGGCAAAACUCAAGUUGAAAACAGUUUUCUGAUCGAUACGAGAAAUGCUGGUUUCGGUGGUCUAUCGUUGUCGAUCGAAGGUCCAAGUAAAGCAGAAAUCCAAUGCAAAGACAACGAGGACGGUACAUUGAACAUUUUUUACAAACCCACGGAACCAGGUUACUACAUUAUGAAUCUGAAGUACGCCGACCAUCACGUGGAAGGAUCACCAUUCACCGUGAAGGUCUCAGGAGAGGGUAGCAAUCGUCAAAGGGAGAAGAUUCAAAGACAAAGAGAGGCUGUUCCGAUUACGGAAGUGGGUAGCCAGUGUAAGCUGACAUUCAAAAUGCCUGGAAUUACGUCUUUCGAUCUCGCCGCCACGGUCACUUCGCCGGGAGGCGUGACCGAAGACGCAGAAGUUAAAGAAGUCGAAGAUGGUUUAUAUGCAGUCGCAUUCGUACCUAAAGAACUCGGAGUGCAUACGGUAUCUGUCAGAUACAAGGAAAUGCACAUCCCGGGAUCACCGUUUCAGUUCACAGUUGGUCCUUUGAGAGACAGUGGAGCGCAUAGGGUUCAUGCUGGCGGUCCUGGUUUGGAAAGGGGAGAGCAAGGUGAACCAUGUGAGUUCAACGUUUGGACCAGAGAAGCUGGAGCUGGAACACUAGCUAUUUCGGUUGAAGGACCUAGCAGGGCCAAGAUUGAUUUCAAAGACCGGAAAGAUGGUAGCUGUUACGUCAGUUAUGUUGUCUCGGAACCUGGGGACUACAGGGUUGGAAUAAAAUUCAAUGACCAACAUAUUCCCGACUCUCCGCAUAAAGUUUAUAUAUCACCGGCCAUGGGUGAUGCUCAUAAGCUGGAAGUUGCACGAUUUCCAGAAUCCGGCGUACAACCAGACAAGCCAACUACCUUCCUAGUCCGUAAAAACGGUGCCAAGGGUGAACUCGAUGCAAAGAUUGUGUCUCCAAGUGGCACAGAAGAUGACUGCUUCAUUCAAGCCAUCGAUGGUGACACAUACUCUGUGCGAUUUAUGGCGCACGAAAACGGUAUCCACAAUAUUCACAUAAAAUUCAACGGUGUCCAUAUAGCGGGUAGUCCGUUCCCCGUUAAAGUCGGGAAAGUGGAUGCAGAUCCUGCUGCGGUACACGCUUACGGAAAUGGUUUGAAGGAUAUCAAAACGGGGCAAAAAACUGAUUUCAUUAUCGAUACUUGUAACGCCGGCACUGGAUCGCUUAACGUAACCGUUGAUGGGCCAAGCAAAGUUGCAAUGGACUGUACAGAGGUCGAAGAAGGGUACAAGGUUAGAUACACACCCUUAGUACCUGGUGAUUAUUACAUCAGCGUCAAGUACAAUGGAUAUCAUAUUGUGGGGUCUCCAUUCAAGGUGCCGUGUACCGGUGCGGAUCUUGCUGAGAAAGGUGCUCAAGAAACAAGCUCAGUUGUUGUCGAAACUGUUCAGAAAAUUUCGAAAUCGAAGCAAGCGGGACCAGUUCUACCCCUAUUCAAGUCAGACGCUAGUAAGGUGACAAGCAAAGGAAUGGGUCUAAAGAAAGCGUACCUUGGAAAACAAAAUCAGUUUACCGUGAACGCAGGCGAUGCCGGUAAUAAUAUCCUGUAUGUGGCUGUUUAUGGACCGAAAGGACCAUGUGACGAAAUCACAACGAAACACACGGGCCGUAAUAAUUACAACGUGAGCUACAUGGUUCGUGAAAGAGGAGAGUACAUCAUUUUAGUAAAAUGGGGCGAUGAACAUAUUUCUGGGUCACCAUACAAAGUCGAAGUAUAAUUAUUUGUUCUUCGUUUUGUUGCUUCUUUUCAUUGUAUUGCUGUAAACUUCGACUACUUUUGUUUUGAUUAUUUGUUCCCUUAUUUAUUUUUCUUUUGUUCCUUUU